This is a messenger RNA of Hibiscus syriacus, 1212 nucleotides long. RefSeq names its product polygalacturonase At1g48100-like. Gene Ontology annotation, biological process: carbohydrate metabolic process. The record is from RefSeq and is a predicted model, not a curated record. Lineage: Eukaryota; Viridiplantae; Streptophyta; Magnoliopsida; Malvales; Malvaceae. Gene Ontology annotation, molecular function: polygalacturonase activity. The coding region runs from base 70 to 1212 and encodes 380 amino acids. The transcript has 5 exons.
UGGCAUAACUGAUGAUACCAAGGUCAUGGUGUUGCUUAGAAGGCUUUGAAAUGUUUGCUUAAAAUUUCCAUGUCAUUUCAAAUGUACUCUAAUGCAAUGCAGGCAUUCCGAGAUGCAUGGAUGGAUGCAUGUAAGGUGGUGAACUCGGCGGUUCUCGUCCCGGCUAGAUUCACGUUCCUUGUGGGACCGGUUUCAUUCGAUGGUUCUAACUGUCAACCAAACAUUGUAUUUAAGCUGGAAGGUACGAUUAUUGCUCCGGACCCUCGAGCCUGGCAUAAUGGUACUUCACAAUGGAUCGUAUUCGCAAAGCUUAACCGAGGUGUCACAGUUACGGGACGUGGUAUCAUUGAUGGAAGAGGCUUGGGAUGGUGGAAUAGGAAAAGCACCAGACCAACAGCACUGAGGUUUUACGGGAGCUCCGACGUGAGAGUCGAGGGCAUAACUAUUCAAAACAGUCCUCGGUGCCAUCUGAAGUUCGAAAAUUGUAGGGGAGUCGAGGUGAAAGAUGUGACUGCCUCAUCUCCUCCGGACAGUCCUAACACAGAUGGAAUCCUACUGUCAAACUCCAUGCAUGUGCGAAUUUUUUCGAGUAAUCUUGCCUGCGGGGAUGAUUGUGUUUCCAUCAUAGCAGGAUGCUCAAACGUAACCGUCGAAAAUGUACGAUGUGGACCAGGGCAUGGAAUCAGCAUUGGAAGCUUGGGAGAGAAGGAAACCAGAGAGUGUGUCUCGGACAUCAUCGUCCGCAAUAUCUCUAUACAUAACUCGACGAACGGUGCCCGGAUAAAGACAUGGCAGGGUGGAUCCGGCUCGGUUCACAAUGUCCAGUUCUCGAACAUAAAUGUGUCCCAUGUCGGACGUCCAAUUGUGAUCAAUCAAUUCUACUGCGACGUAAAGGACCGAAAGAAAUGCGCCAACAAAACAGCUUCUGUCGCUGUAUCAGGAAUCACUUUCAGAAAUAUAUACGGAACAUACACGGUAAAACCGGUGGACUUAGCUUGCAGCGACAGUGUUCCAUGUACAGGUGUAAAUUUAAAUGCCAUUGAUCUAAAUCCAUCGACGGGAAAGAAACCGACCCUCGAUAAUGCACCGUAUUGUUGGAAAGCUUCCGGUGAGAUGAACUUGACCACCCCGACGGUGCCGCUAAGCGGUGGUUGUUCAAAGACGGACAAGCGGUUAAACAAAAGAGUCCGACCUGAUCGUGAUGUGUGCUGA